AUGAAAAUCGUCAAUUUGACAGCUUCGCUGAAGUUGCCAAAUUUUUGCGAAAUCGUAGUGCUGCCAGGCAACGGGUUCAUCGAUGAGCAAUGCUGUGUGCAAAAAGAUGUUGGAAAUCGUUGUGCGUACUAUCAAUUCAGUCCCUCUCUUGAUAGCAGCCUUCGUGGCGCCCUAAUGCGGGAGGGGCAGUACCUCCGCUUAACUAUCUCACGACAACUUGAAGUGUGUUUGGAAAAUUCGAAUUCGCCACCACAGCCCGUCACUUUUAUUGUGCCUCCCGUCGUGGGGAAAGCUCUCAGCUUUACUGGAAGACUGCCUGUUUCUGUCGUCGGGGUGAGUCUUGAAGAGGAAAUUCAAAUCUCCGAAGUCGGUAGAGACACGCCGGCCAAACUUCGGUCUGUCCUGGAUUGGGGUAGGCAAGAAAACUCAACCCAAGAGCGUCGCCAGAAAAUUUGUCGCAUAAGCAAGCUCUUGGGUGACCUUUCGGUACAACUUGGUGACUUUGAUGCUGGCCACUGGCAUUAUCGAAAUGCCAUUCGGUUUUCAAGCUCCACAGACCCAGCUAUCUGGCAGUCGGCAACACUGGUUGGAAUCGGCGCAUCGAUAUACCUCCGUCAGAUCGAUGUGUUGGGGAAGCAUCGCUUUUUCGAAGUAUGCAAUUCAGAGCAAUGUAGCCAACGACUUCGACCCUCCGAACGCCUUUCGCCCAUUCUCAGUGCCACCGGUACCGCCUUGACGAGGCUCAUUAAACCUAAACUUUCUAUCACUCUGGUUGUCUCGCCGGGUUGGAUCUUGCAACUACAGAAAAACACACUGUCAGAGUUCCGAAAACGCCAUCACGGGCUCUGUUCCGCGCGAUUCAGUCUCUUCAAGGUCUGCGUAAGAUUUCUUAUCGCCGUAAACCUGAACCUAUAUGACUUACAGGCAAGCUCGGUCCCUCGGUGUGUGAUUGAGACUGCGUACAAAAGCGCCGACUAUUUGGUAACGGCCAAGAAGAGGACUAAGGCUGCCAGGCUACUUGGGUCCCUUCAGACAGAUGUAAUUCCACAAGGGGUAUUAUCCCGCCAUGAAUGCAUCAUUAGACAAAUCGAUGGGAAGACCGGAGUGCAGUUCACUCUCGCUAAAUCGGGAACUGAACCAAAAAUACUUCGGAUUCUAGUCGAGCCCUGA
Messenger RNA from Mesocestoides corti, 1170 nucleotides. NCBI's taxonomy places the organism in Eukaryota, Metazoa, Platyhelminthes, Cestoda, Cyclophyllidea, Mesocestoididae. The record is from the annotation of a GenBank genome assembly.